Molecule: messenger RNA, 2631 nt
Organism: Polyodon spathula (Mississippi paddlefish)
Lineage: Eukaryota; Metazoa; Chordata; Actinopteri; Acipenseriformes; Polyodontidae
Product: solute carrier organic anion transporter family member 3A1-like
Exons: 10
Coding region: 454-2595 (713 amino acids)
Biological process (GO): sodium-independent organic anion transport; prostaglandin transport; transmembrane transport
Cellular component (GO): membrane
Molecular function (GO): protein binding
Source: RefSeq, a predicted model, not a curated record
GGAACCUGCCCAGCAGCGGGCUCAGUACUGCUAGUGCUGCAACUACGACUAGUCUGCCGCUGUUGCGGGCUUUACGUGUCUGGUUUUCGCUCUGAAAAAGAUGCUCCAAGGUCUGUUUAUUAUUUUAACCGCAUUUGUGAGCCGGUCCGUUUCGUGUUGUAUUUUUUUCUUGCCUCGGUGGCAAUGAGCAGAACCCGGCGGAGGACCGUACGGAGGCUCACUGUAAAACUACAGUCUUCGUGGUUAUAUUAAUAUCUACAGUGCGGUACAGUGACACUGAGGGAGCGCGAAUGAGAGCGAUAUAGAUAGAGAAGCAGAGGCACCGGAGAAAGGAGGCAGGAGAAGGUCCGUCUGUAUCACUGACAGUGAAAUUCGACCCCCCCGCCGUCCCCUCUCCGCUGCAUUACCGAUAGAGAGAGGUAGAGAUAGGUGGGUAAACGGGAGAUAAACAGGAUGAAGGUUAAAAAGCAGGGGGAUUCGGAUCAGAGCACCGGAGACGUCCAACGAGAUGACAACCAGCAGAAGAAAUCUUCGUGUUUUUCCAAUAUUAAGAUUUUCCUGGUGUCGGAAUGUGCUCUGAUGCUGGCUCAGGGCACUGUCGGCGCUUAUCUGGUGAGCGUUUUAACAACCUUGGAGCGGCGGUUCAACCUGCAGAGCGCCGACGUUGGAGUGAUAGCCAGCAGCUUUGAGAUCGGCAACCUGGCUCUCAUUUUGUUUGUGAGUUACUUUGGGGCCAAGGGGCACAGGCCGCGGCUGAUCGGGUGUGGGGGCAUCGUGAUGGCCCUGGGCGCCCUGCUCUCUGCACUGCCAGAGUUCCUCACACACCAGUACGAGUACCAGUCAGGGGAGAUCAGGCUGGGGGAGGAGGGCAGGGACGUCUGUGCCAUCAACUCCUCGGACAUAGAGGACGGAGGAGCAAACCUAGACUUUUACUGCGGGAGCAGGACUAACACCAACAUGAUGUACCUGCUCUUGAUAGGAGCUCAGGUGCUGCUCGGGAUCGGAGCCACACCUGUGCAGCCGCUGGGCGUGUCUUAUAUUGAUGACCACGUGCGAAGGAAAGACUCCUCGCUCUACAUAGGAAUCUUAUUCUCAACCCUGGUGUUUGGACCAGCGUGUGGCUUCAUCCUGGGCUCUCUCUGUACCAAAUUCUAUGUGGAUGCUGUGUUUAUCGACACCACUUUUUCCCUUUCCGCAGGUAAGCUAGACAUCACCCCGGAUGACCCCCGCUGGAUCGGAGCCUGGUGGGGCGGCUUCCUGCUGUGUGGCGCCUUGCUCUUCUUCUCGGCGCUUUUCAUGUUCGGAUUCCCGCAGUCCCUGUCAGUGCAGGAGCUGGACAGUGGCGGCGAGAGCGAGCAGACCAUGCUUCCCGAGAGCCUCCCCCGCGACUACGAGAGACCCAAACCCAGCAACGGAGUGGUGCGCAACGCCCAAGAGCCAGAGAAGAACCCGACCUGCUGCCAGCAGAUGAGAGUGAUCCCCAAAGUGACAAAGCACCUGCUGUCGAACCCGGUGUUCACCUGCAUCGUCUUGGCCGCCUGCAUGGAGAUCGCGGUGGUGGCCGGCUUUGCUGCCUUCCUGGGAAAGUAUCUGGAGCAGCAGUUCAACCUCACCACAUCCUCUGCCAACCAGCUGCUCGGCAUGACAGCGAUCCCCUGUGCGUGUCUGGGGAUCUUCCUGGGCGGGCUGCUGGUGAAGAAGCUCAGCCUCUCUGCGCUGGGCGCUAUCCGCAUGGCCAUGCUGGUCAACCUGGUGUCCACCGCCUGCUACGUGUCCUUCCUCUUCCUGGGCUGUGACACGGGGCCCGUGGCGGGGGUCACCGUCCCCUACGGAAACAAGUCCAUCCCGCUGUCUCAGCUGAACCCAUAUUCACCCUGUAAUGCUGGCUGCAAAUGCCACACUGAUUCCAUUAGCCCAGUGUGUGGGUCUAACGGCAUCACCUACCUGUCAGCCUGCUUCGCUGGGUGCUCCAAAGCAAACCUGACUGGGUGCUCAUGCAUAUCCGGGGACCAGCCUGACAAUGCGACUGUGGUUCCGGGAAAGUGUCCCAGCCCUGGCUGCCAGGAAGCCUUCCUGACGUUCCUGUGUGUGAUCUGCGCGUGCAGCAUGAUAGGAGCCAUGGCACAGACCCCAUCCGUCAUGAUCCUCAUCAGGGCAGUGCACCCUGAACUGAAAUCCUACGCUCUUGGGGUCCUCUUCCUGCUUCUGCGGCUCCUUGGUUUUAUUCCUCCACCUUUGAUUUUCGGUGCUGGGAUUGACUCAACCUGCCUGAUCUGGAGCACGGUGUGUGGAGAGGACGGAGCCUGCAUGCUGUAUGACAACACUGCCUACCGUUACCUGUACGUCAGCAUUGCCAUCGCUCUCAAGACCUUCGCCUUCAUCCUCUACACCACCACGUGGCUAUGCCUGCGCAAAAACUAUAAGAGCUACAUUAAGAACCAUGAGGGUGGCCUGAACCCCAGCGAACUGUUUGCCUCAACGCUCACAGUGGACAACCUGGGGAGGGACGCUAGUCAAAACCCACCCAACAGGACAAAGUUUAUCUAUAACCUGGAGGAUCACGAGUGGUGUGAGAAUAUGGAAUCUGUUUUAUAGUGUUGGGUUUAAAGACAAUAGGAAUAAAAAGAACGG